Passer domesticus (house sparrow) is the source of this 1353-nucleotide messenger RNA. It is a transcript of the gene TMEM230, whose product is annotated as transmembrane protein 230. Gene Ontology annotation, cellular component: synaptic vesicle; endomembrane system. The record is from RefSeq and is a predicted model, not a curated record. The coding region runs from base 36 to 398 and encodes 120 amino acids. The transcript has 3 exons. Lineage: Eukaryota; Metazoa; Chordata; Aves; Passeriformes; Passeridae. Gene Ontology annotation, biological process: synaptic vesicle transport.
UCCCAGGGUGUAGCUGAUGCCCAGGCCCCCCUGGAAUGAUGCCAUCCAGGACCAAUCUCUCCGCUGGGAUCCCCAGCAGCAAAGUGAAAUAUUCCAAACUCGCCAGCACCGAUGAUGGAUACAUUGACCUGCAGUUCAAGAAGAGCCCACCCAAAAUCCCCUACAAGGCCAUCGCGCUGGCUGUGGUGCUCUUCAUGAUCGGGACCUUCCUCAUCAUCAUCGGGGCCCUGCUGCUGGCAGGGUACAUCAGCAAAGGGGAGACCGAGCGCGCCAUCCCGGUGCUCAUCAUCGGCAUCCUGGUGUUCCUGCCCGGCUUCUACCACCUGCGCAUCGCCUACUACGCCUCCAAGGGCUACCGGGGCUACUCCUACGACGACAUCCCCGACUUCGACGACUGAGCUCUUCAUUAACCCCGCGCUAAUUAGGCUGCUCACAGCUGGUAGUUCCCCCUGGGUGCUGGCGGGGCGCGGCCCCGGCGCGGCGUCCUGGCCUCGCGGUGUUGCAGUUUGGGGUUCCCAGCCUGGAAUUGAACAAAAGGAUUGGAAAGAUUUUGGGAUUUUAUUCCGGCCUCGCGGUGUUGCAGUUUGGGGUUCCCAGCUUGGAAUUGACCAAAAGGAUUGGAAAGAUUUUGGGAUUUUAUUCCGGCCUCGCGGUGUUGCAGUUUGGGGUUCCCAGCCUGGAAUUGACCAAAGGGAAUUGCAAAGAAUUUGGGGUUUGUGGGGUUUUUUCCGGCCUCGAGGUGUUGCACUUUGGGGGUUCCCAGCUUGGAAUUGAACAAAAGGAAUUGGAAAGAUUUUAGGAUUUUAUUCCGGCCUCGCGGUGUUGCAGUUUGGGGUUCCCAGCUUGGAAUUGACCAAAAGGAUUGGAAAGAUUUUGGGAUUUUAUUCCGGCCUCGCGGUGUUGCAGUUUGGGGGUUCCCAGCUUGGAAUUGACCAAAAGGAAUUGCAAAGAAUUUGGGAUUUGUGGGGUUUUUUCUGACCUCAAGGUGUUGCACUUUGGGGGGUUGGAGGGUUUCCAGCUUGGAAUUGAACGAAAGGAAUUGCAAAGAAUUUGGGGUUUGUGGGGUUUUUUCCGGCCUCGCGGUGUUGCACUUUGGGGGUUCCCAGCUUGGAAUUGAACAAAAGGAGUUGCAAAGAAUUUGGGGUUUGUGGGGUUUUUUCUGGCCUCGCGGUGUUGCAGGUUCUCCGGUUUGGGGGUUUGGGGGAAUCCAGGCUGGAAUUGACCAAAAGGAAUUGCAAAGAAUUUGGGAUUUAUGGGAUUUUUUCCUCUCGGGCUUGCAUAAUUCCACUCCUCCUGGGCGAGGCAAUCCUUGCAAUUUUCCAAAAAUAGAUGAGCUGGUUUCAGCUGCAGAUA